Messenger RNA from Drosophila nasuta, 4190 nucleotides. Its product is annotated as mucin-5AC. The coding region runs from base 129 to 4040 and encodes 1303 amino acids. The record is from RefSeq and is a predicted model, not a curated record. The transcript is spliced from 4 exons. Lineage: Eukaryota; Metazoa; Arthropoda; Insecta; Diptera; Drosophilidae.
AUUUAAAUUUUAUCGAAAGUGUGAUCGAUGUUUCUUCAUCAUCAGCGUGUGUUUGGAAUUUCACAUUGUGAGACAAAUUUAUCAAACGAGAUUGUUACAAUUAUAAUUCUGAACUCACUUGAAUACCAAUGGAUCACCGUUUCAGCUUAAGUAUUAAUUCCGCACGACUAUCAAAUCCAAUUGCUGAUUCCACAUGGAUAGAUGGACAGUCAACCUUGAGUCGGCCAACAAUAUGCCAGCUAAGUCCGAAACAUCGCAGCAAUUCGAGCGUUUGUCUCAAUGGAAGUUAUGCAAAUGAGGCUCCACAAAAUAAUACCCUGCAUCAAACAUCAACGAAUAUCUCCAGAGGGACGCGUCAAAGGUUAAAUCUUAGCCAAGUUGAUCCAAAAACCUAUGCAGACGUGCACAGCAGCGGUUUGGCCUCCCGCAUUGUGAAAUACCAUAUGGAGAGUCGAGGAGGUCUGCAACGAAGCAUGUCCUUUAACCAUAUACAUCAGCCAAUUAUACAGCCUCGACGCAGCAGCAUCGCUACAUCGCCUCUCAGCCAUAAGCCCAGUCUGCCGUCAUUAUCAAUGACACGAAUAGCUCCACCAGAGCGCAGUUUUUAUUGCGGCAACACUCUGCCCAGUUUAUUGCGUUCGAAUUCGUUGUUGGGAAUCGAGAAGUGCAGUGAUCCGCUUUCACGCGAAAAUCGUCCCAUUCUGCAUCCGCAGCCGUUGGAACACGAAAACGAACCCACACGCAGCGUCCUGGAGGAGUUAAAGGAGAUAUCGCGUAAGCGUAUUAAUAGUGACGAUAUUCAACAAAAUGAGUACAACACCAAAAAGAGUUGUAAUCGCGUUGUAGACUUUGUCGAUCAUCAUAAUAUGCAUUCACAUCCUUAUCCACAUUCACAACCGUUGUCGGCGCUGCAAACGCCAACUGGAGUUAAACGACAUCGUGAAUUGAGUGUCGCGGUGCCUUUGCGUAUGCAUCAUUCACCAAUAGUUCUCCCACUGCAGCACCACCAUCUGCAGCAGCAGCAACAGCAACAUCUGCAAAACCACCAACUACAGCAGCAGCAACAGCAAAAUCAACUUCAUAUGAAAUAUGGAGGUAGCAACAACAACCACUCGCCGCAGCAAUCGCCGGAACAGAUAGCAAAGCGUCGCAAUUGCAGUUACAGCAACGAUAUUAGCAGUUCGCUGAGCUCCAGUAAGCUGCAUAGCAAUAAGAGAAAACUCUACGAUAUGCGUGAGAAAGUGCGCUUGGACACUGGCAACACAAGAUUCGCGACAAGCUGUGGCAGCAGAUCGCCUGACAAUUCGCCCACACAACAUGCAGCCAAAAUACAGCGUCGGCAGCCAAUGGCAGCCGAUUUACGGCUGGAGCAUUUAACAAAGUCACAGAGUACACCUAUUACAACUUUGCCAGCAACGUCAGCACAGCGUGCGGUCUCGGCGCCGAUUUUGCCACAAGCAAUAAUCCAGGAAAAAACGGAGACGGUAGCGACAGCAUCACCGAGGCCAAAACUGACAUUGUUCAACACGCAGCAGCUACAAUGCAAGCAACCGGAGCGCACAGUUGGUGCAGAGAGUCUUGAUACCGAUGUGGAUGCUGGUGAAUAUGCGGGCAUACAUUUCGUUAAACCUAAGCAACAGAAUUCAUUCAAUGGUAUCAAGAAUUCCCAUGUGGAGCGAACACAAAAAACCAAAUUGGCACUUAUGUUAAGCAGCUUAAAAGGGGAAAUUUAUCAAAACGAUGCGGAGUCAGAGACGCGACUAAGUGAUGAACCAGAUGCAAAGCAACUACAGCCGAUAGUGACGACGACAACAGCGGCAACACUUGUUGUGACAACAGUAACGGCAACAACGCCAACGAUAACAGGGACAUCAUCGGAAAAAACAACUUCAACAACAUUAACAACAUCAGCAUCAGAUGCAACAAUUACGAAGCCAGCAGAUGCAAAAAUAGCAAUUUCUGCAUCCACAGUAACAACAAUACCAACAACUACAGCAGCAGAAACAGUAAUACCAACAACAAAGUCAGUUAUAUUAAGCAUGACGACCAUAACGCCUGCAUCGAGCACAGCGCAAACAUCAAACAAUAGCUUAAAUUUGAUUUCAUUCAACAACUCGGCGACCACCACAAAACCCUUACCACCAGCUAACAGCGAAGUGUCAUCAAAUCUGAAAGCAAAUAGCAGUUCUGUUCUAAGUGGACUUAAGCUGACAACAAAUACGACCAAUGCCGCAACUGCACCCAUCACAUUUGAUAGUCCAAAGACAGCAGAUACAACGAAUCAAAACGAAGCUGCCUCGAUAAAAAAGUCGAUAGCUCCAACUGUGCCUGUAUUAACAAGCACCACAACAAGCACAGGAGUAUUCUCGUUUGGUAAUACGACAGUCACAGCUGCAACAACGACUAAUGCUUCUGCAGUGAGUGUGACAACGUCACCAAUCACAUCACCAACGUUUACAUUUUGUAACGCUACAACACCAGCAGCUUCUGCGGCAACAGCAGUACCAACAACUGCAACUGAUGCGUCAGCUAAAUCUUUAAUGUUUACUUUUGGCAGUGCUGCACCAACAAAGUCAACAAUGGUAGCAGACUCGACAACCACCAAUAAAACAACAACAUUCUCAUUUGGCAAUAUUAGCAACAACAAAGCUGUGCCAGCGUUUAAAAUGGAUAAUUGGGCUCCAAAGCCUUUGGAAACGGUGUCUGACAGUAGCCAGAAUUUAGACAAUACUUUUAAGGCCCCGACAUCAACAGCUGCUCCAACAAACAUACAGAACACUACGGCAGCAAGCAAAGCUUUUAGUUUUGGCACCAAUACGAGCACGACCACAGCCAGUGUUGCUGGGGCAAUUGUACCAACAGGUACACCAAUUUUUGGCCAGGCAGUGGCAACGCCUUCAUUUAGUUUUAACAGUGCUACAACAGCAACUACAACAGCUCCACUGGCUGCGUCAACUUCUUCUAAUAACAGUCCGGGUAUAUUCACCUUUGCAGCAAGUGGAACUGGAGGCACUCCAGCAGUUGUGAAGCCUGUGGCAAAGGCCACACCAUUUUCAUUGCCCACUAGCAAUAAAACCAAUGUAUUCAGCUUUGGCGGAGGGACUGGAGGAAUCACGACGAAGACUUCAGGAACAGCUACAGCAUCGAGCAGCUUAAAUUUUAGUGCUACGCCAACUGCUCCACCAGCAGCGAAUAAAAACAGCUUUAGUUUCAAUGCCACGCCCAAGCAGACCCCCAUAUUUGGCAGCGGCACAACGGAGAAUGCAACUGCAGCUAAACCAUUUACAUUUGGCGGUACCGCUGCCGCAACGGAGCAACAGCCGCAGUCAACAGUAGCAGCGGCGCCUGGAGGCGGAGGCGGAGGUUUCUCUUUUGCCGCUGUAGCUCAGAAAAAUGAAUCCGUCAAUUUGUUUGGCACACUGGCAGCCACAAGCGUUGUUAAUCCGAGUUUUAAUUUUGGCGGCAAUCCCGCUCCCUCAAUGACAUCAACAGGAACAACCGCACCAGCACCUGCUGCAUUUGGGGGCUUUGCAACACCAGCGGCGCCUGUUAGCAAACCGUUUACAUUUGGGGCAGGUCCGCCAGCAAGUGAUGCCGCCUCACCCAUGGGAGGUAAUCUAUUUGCAAGUGCUGUAGCCGCUACACAGCAACAACAAAACAAGCCAGGUGGUUUCUUCUCGACAACAAACAAUAGUAAUGGCGUUGCGCCAGCACCGGCAAAUGCUAAUGCUCCAUUUGCAUUUGGAGGUGCCACAUCUCUGCCUCAGAUGAACAGCACCCCCAAACCGUUUGCAUUCGGUGCCACUUCAGCCACGACACCAACUCCAAAUAUUUUUGCCAGUCCCACCCCAGCUCCCACACACGGUGGACCAGCAUUUAAUUUCGGUAGCACAACGUCACCAGUUCCAGGAAACACACCUAGGCCCGAUAUGCAUGGAGGCCCCACGGCACAGCAAGUGAACAGCGGUAAUGUAUUCGCAUUGCCUAACACACCGGAAAGUCGACCAAUAAGACGCGCCACAAGGCGUCUCCAGAAGUAGGAACUUCAUCUGGAGAAUCUUUAGCAUUUAAAAUUAAGAUAAAAGACCAAUUGAAUUGAAUAUGAAUAUGAAUGUAACACUCAAUUAUACAUAUGUUUACAGCUAUAGAUUAUUAUAUUUACAUUCUAAAUAAAUUGUCAGCAAUUUGUA